UCCGCCCUUCGCAGUUGUUUGGGUGCAGCGGCGGUCCUUCCCUCCGCUAACGUCACGGCCUUGAAUCCCUGCGGGUACUGCAGGGCGACAUGGCUGCCCAGAAGAUCAACGAAGGCUUGGAGCACAUCGCUAAAGCGGAGAAAUAUUUGAAAACUGGAUUAUUGAAAUGGAAGCCAGACUAUGAUAGUGCAGCAACUGAAUAUUCAAAAGCAGCUGUUGCUUUUAAAAAUGCUAAACAAUUUGAUCAGGCAAAAGAAGCCUAUUAUAAAGAAGCUCUCUGCCAGGAAAACAAUAAAGCGCUCUUCCAUGCUGCAAAAGCUUAUGAACAAGUCGGCAUGAUGUUAAAGGAGAUGAAACAACAUCAUGAUGCAGUGGAAAUGAUUCAGAGAGCCAGCAUGAUGUACCUGGAGAAUGGAACACCUGACACAGCAGCUAUAGCCCUGGAUCGGGCUGGGAAAGUAAUAGAAAAUAUCAGUCCAGACAAGGCUAUACAACUUUAUCAGCAGACAGCAGCAGUGUUUGAAAAUGAAGAACGUUUACGACAAGCAGUUGAAAUGUAUGGAAAAGCUUCAAGGCUUUUAGUCAGAGGUCGCAGACUAGAUGAGGCUGCAGUAUCUAUUCAGAAGGAAAAGAGUCUUUAUAAAGAUAUUGAAAACUAUCCAACUUGUUACAAGAAAACUAUUGCUCAGGUCCUAGUUCAUCUUCACAGAAAUGACUAUGUUGCUGCAGAAAAAUGUGUCAGGGAAAGUUGUAGCAUACCAGGCUUCAGUGAAAGUGAAGACUGUGCCGCAUUGGAGCAGCUCCUAGAGGGGUACGAUCAGCAAGACCAGGACCAAGUAUCAGAUGUGUGCAAUUCACCACUCUUUAAAUACAUGGACAAUGAUUAUGCCAAGCUUGGCCUCUCAUUGGCUGUCCCAGGAGGAGGUGUGAAGAAGAAAUCCCCAGUUACUCCACAGGACAAAGUGGGUGAACCAGGUGAAGCAGCUUCCCGUGGAAAUGAGGAAGAUGACGAUUAUGCAAGUGGACUGCUGUAACUCCACUACAACUCUACUCUUAAAUAUCAACAUAGCUGUUUCUGGCAAUGAGCAAUUCUGGAAGCUGCCGAAUUGCCAUCACUUCAUUGUAAUCAGUAAAUUGGAAAUAUAACAAUUUGUCUGCUUCUGAGAAACUUGUACAGAAAGCAUGGUUGUACAUCUCGAAGUCUUCUUGAGUUACAGUCCUACAUCUUUGCAGUGCAUCUGCUUUAAUAAAGAAUUUUGAGUAUUACAGUCUUCCCUUCAAAAGGGGAAGUGGGUUUGGAUGAUGGCAUUUACCUUCAGAUAAUUCUCUCUAGAUGUCUAGUUUCAGGGCCUAUUGCUUCAUGCUCUGAUAUUCCUGGGCAAGGUUGGAGUUCAGGCCAAGGAGUGUUAAGCAUUUUUUUGAACAACACUCACUAAACAGUGUGGAACACCUUAAACUAUGUUGGCUAUCCCUUUUCCCAUAUGACCCUAAUAUUUUCUGAAACAUAAUGUAUGCAUAAUAUAUAUAGAAGGUUUAUGGGCCAGUGUCGAGAAGGCAUAAUCAGUUCUUUAGAAGCGGAAAUAGUGAAAACUAGUUUUCUGAGUAACACAACACCUCUAUAGAUAAAUUGGAAACAAACCUUGUUUUCUUUUGGAUAUCACAUACUUUAGCUAUGGAAUCUUCAGCAUUUCUGGGCAAAAUAGGACCCCACACUCAUUGGUAUGCAAAUGAUAUGCUUUCCAUAUUCAGAGAAUAUCUAGAAAUAGAAAUAGAAUAGAAAUACUUUAUUGUUACUGUACCACUUGUUUACAGUGAGAUUGUAUGAGCCCCCCCCCCCACAAUCUCUCAGUCCUUGUUAUACUCGUGUGUGCUGUUGUACGACCACCAACCCCGAACGUCAGCUGCAAUGUUGCUAUCUUCCAUUCAGCAGCCUCACGGCCCAUGGGUAGAAACUGUUCUUUAACCUGUUUGGUGUGGUUCAUAACAUUAUGAACUUGCAGAUUUUCCAGGGAGAACUUGCCACAGGAGAAGGAUCUUGAAAUGUGUUCAAUAACAUUCCUAGUAGCUUUCAGUUGUGUUGAUUCAACAUCAUGAACACAAUUCCCUGUUAAUUGCAUCCCUUGCCAUAGGGUAAUGUUUACUUUCAUGGGUAAUUCAAAUACUGCUGUUUUUGUCAAGUGUAGACUUGCACUAUUACAUAUUGUGUGAGGAAAGGAACAUGGCUGUAAAACACUGCUGUUUUCUGAGGUGUAAGGAGGGGGGGAAGAGACAGUAAAUUCUUAAAUCACACAUUCAGACGUUUAUGGAGAGAUGUUUGUAACCCAGUGAGUAUAACAGUUUUGAACUAGGCCCACUUCCUAUUUUCAUGGUGCAUGGAAAUCUUCAGGGAUAUAAAAUGAAUUUGUGUGCAAUGAAACAUUAUUUUUACAAAGGAUUGCAAUGACACUUUCAGAAUUGAAAUUUGUGAAGUUGAGUGUAACUUAAAAUGCGUAAUGUCUAUAUUUUUUGACCUACUGACCUUUAUUUUAGCUGGCAAAAAUGUAAUGGAAACCCUAGUAUCUUUAUUAAAUGUUAAACAGUAAUCAGCACUUUCUGAUAAUACAUGUUUUAGUGUUUGUUUCCCAAAGCACUGUACACACUUCCUUUGAUUAAGAAGGAAAAUGCAGCAAGAAGGAAGGUUUUGGGGAAUAAUGCCAACUUUUCAAGAGCCAAAGCAUGUGUUAGUUUGCAUGAAGAUGCUAAAAUGUAGUCCAAUACUAUGAAAGUAAAUAACUAUAAAUUAUUGAAAACUGCUCAUUUGUACACCCAGAUGUUGUGUAAACUGUGUUUUAUGCAAUGUGAAACCUGUACUUUAAUUGUAAUUCUGCCUGGCCUUUCCGUGGGAUGCAGUAGAGUAUGAAAAAUGUACAUUCUCUACAAGAUCCAGCCUCCUCUGUAAUUCAGCUGUAAAAAAACCUUAAAAACAAUAAGUUUCUGUGUGUGCUUUUAUGAUGAAUGUGAUCAGUUUGAUCCAUUGGGGUGCCGAAAUGUUAAUGGAACUUAAAGCAUCAAACCUCAGUGGUUGAGGUGAAAAACUAGUGUUCCUCAAUGAACAGAAGUUACUUAGGCUGUUUACAAUACAGUACAGUAUCUGUUAUCCUGUCACUAGAAUUUCUCAAAUGCGUUUACGGUGUAAUCUUUAAAUCUUCCAAGUGAGAAGUAAUUUGAAUAUUGGCAGUCACUAGCUAGAUCAGGCAUUUCUCAACUGUUUCUCUUUUAAGGGGUCUUGUAAAUAAUGAGAAGUUUGUUGUUUCUGUAUCUGGAAGGUCACAUACAAACUAUAAACUGAAUGGCCUAGAAUGAACACUUUGUAAUAGGCUACACAAAAUUGUACUGGUUCUUGGGUAUGACCAAUUGACUUUAAGAAUGCUUUGGUGUGUGUUUGUUUGUUCUAAUAACUGAGUUGACCCGUGGUGCUUUUAGAAGAAAACGUUUGGGGCUUCUGUUUGGCAGUCUGGAUUUAGAUUUGCAGUGUAGUAUAAUUAUUGCCACAAGAUGGUGCUGUGGUUUAGACAAAAGUGUUGUUUUUACUCUCCCCUUCUCUGUGAAUGCAAUGAACAUGAAAAACUAUCUUAAAUCAAGAUUUAUACCUUGUCUUUGGAUCAAAAGAUCCUCAAUAUCUGCUUCUAACAGAUUGCAGUAAUGAAGAACUACCCCUCCAUCUGCAACUUAUCCUAUAUAUGUUCAUAGGUUACAUGAUGGCAUGUAUAUAAACACAUGUUGCCAUGGAGAUCUCCCACUGGGAUGUUGCAUUGCACUUCAAUUAGCAGAAGAUCAGUCUCCAUUCAAACUCCAAAGAAAUGUGUGUAUUAUACAGCACCAACAUCACAUCAGAGAAUAAAAUAGCUAUGUGGCUUGAAUUGCCAAAAUGGUUACAAUCAAGUGUGUUUCCUUAAUUUCAAAGUGACCUGAAACUGAGUCAAUAUUGAGAUUCUUGAAGUAGCUAGGUAUGAGUCCCUAGAUACAAGUCAUAGUCCAAUUUCAUAGAAUCACAGAAUCAUCUAAGUGCGACCCUCUGCAGUGCAGGAAUCUCCACUAAAGCAUCCGUGACAGAUUCAACCUCUGCUCAAAAACCUCCAAGGAAGGAGAGUCCACUACCUUCCAAGGUUCUACUGUCAAACAAUUCUUAUCAUCAUAAAGUUCUUCCUGAAUUAGUCGGAAUCUCCUUGUAUUUUGAAGCCAUUGGUUUAGAUCAUACCCUCUGGAGCAGGAGAAAACAAGAACAUUUGCAACUUGGGGGCUCUUGAAAGUGGAAGUACAUGAAUUGCCUGUCAACGUCUUCAAAGGAAAGCUCAGCAUUGACGGUGACCAUCAGAUGUGACAUGAAUAAGAUAUUCAACACCUUGGCCAAUGACCUGCACCUCACAGAUUUAGGUACGUAGCAUGAAGAAAUAUUGGGCACACUGCACUACAUGUUUUUUGAGAGACAAGGUUGACUUCUUUGCUCAGAGGGAUGACAAUUAUGGGUGGCCAAAGGUAGGCACACUUUAAAAUCGCCUCGAACCCCACACAGGGUGAAACAUGGAACAAAAACAGUUAUCCAUAAGGAUACUUUUAGUUUUUACUUUUGCUUGUGCAAACAGCUUAGGGGGAGCUUCAAACUGGGAAAACGUUGCAGGGGAUCCUGGUCUUUCCUUAUGGUGCCUGUUUAACCUUUCAUUUCAUGAAAGAUCCCAAUCACAGAUCUUCCACAUCACAUGUAUUUUGGCCAUAAAUGAAGUAUGAGUGCUUAAAACGUACAUUGACCCUUAGGAGUACUGUAUGAGAAAAUUCUUCAGCUUAAAACACCUACAGAGCUUCACAGCUCAUGGAUAUGCCAAGUGCCUUAACAG
Messenger RNA from Zootoca vivipara (common lizard), 4871 nucleotides. RefSeq names its product NSF attachment protein gamma (gene NAPG). Gene Ontology annotation, biological process: intracellular protein transport. The record is from RefSeq and is a predicted model, not a curated record. Gene Ontology annotation, molecular function: syntaxin binding; soluble NSF attachment protein activity. Gene Ontology annotation, cellular component: SNARE complex; vacuolar membrane. Lineage: Eukaryota; Metazoa; Chordata; Lepidosauria; Squamata; Lacertidae.